This is a messenger RNA of Electrophorus electricus (electric eel), 4365 nucleotides long. RefSeq names its product prostaglandin E receptor 3 (subtype EP3) (gene ptger3). The record is from RefSeq and is a predicted model, not a curated record. Gene Ontology annotation, biological process: inflammatory response; negative regulation of gastric acid secretion; adenylate cyclase-activating G protein-coupled receptor signaling pathway. Gene Ontology annotation, cellular component: plasma membrane. Gene Ontology annotation, molecular function: prostaglandin E receptor activity. NCBI's taxonomy places the organism in Eukaryota, Metazoa, Chordata, Actinopteri, Gymnotiformes, Gymnotidae.
AUGACAUCCAAAUGUAAAACCGAUUUGCCUUACAAUACUUCCACUGAAGCAAUGUGGGAGUCUAACGUUUCCAAGUCUUUGCGUGACAACAAUGCCAACAGAAGCACCAACUGUGGAUCUGUGUCCGUUGCUUUUCCUAUAACUAUGAUGGUUACAGGAAUGGUUGGGAAUUUCCUUGCAAUUUUACUAGUUUGUAAUUCAUAUAGGAAAAGGGAAAACAAAAGGAAGCAGUCUUUUCUGCUCUGCAUCGGAUCUUUGGCAUUGACUGACCUGUUUGGCCAACUACUCACAAGUCCUAUCGUUAUUUCGGUUUACAGAGCAGGGCUGAAAUGGGAGCGCGUCGAUGAGUCGGGAACUUUGUGCGCGUUCUUUGGUGUUUGCAUGACCACCUUUGGGCUAUGCUCACUUUUUUUAGCCAGUGCCAUGGCAAUCGAAAGGGCUUUAGCAAUCACAACUCCUCAGUGGUAUUCAAUAAACAUGAAACCUAAUGUGACUAAGCAAGUGCUCGUCACUAUUUGGUGUCUAGUUUUAUUUUUCGCCUUAUUGCCCGUUGCCGGCGUUGGGAAAUAUACUUUGCAGUGGCCAGGGACAUGGUGCUUUAUUAGUACUGGUGACAGAGAUGUAACGGGAAAUACGUUCUUUGCCUCUACGUUUGCUAUAUUGGGGAUAUUUGCGCUGCUUGUCACUUUCUCCUGCAACGUUGUCACUAUCCGUGCAUUGGUCGUGCGUUGCAAAAUGAAACCAAACGCAUCCCAGUCGUCCAAGCAAUGGGAAAGGCUAACUACAGAGACCGUCGUUCAGCUGAUGGGAAUCAUGUGCGUUCUGCUCAUAUGCUGGUCGCCUUUACUGAUACUAAUGUUAAAGAUGAUCUCCAACCAUACAUCUUCUCAUCAGUGCAAGUCAGAUGUCACUCUCCUGCCCAGUCAGGAUUUACAGAUGGACUGCAACUUUUUUCUAACAGCCAUACGGUUGGCCUCUCUGAAUCAAAUUUUGGACCCUUGGGUUUAUCUGCUCCUCAGGGAGAUUCUGCUGAGGAAAUUCUGCCAGAUGGCCAAUGCAGUGUCCAACUGCUCACUGGAUGGACAAAAGGUGACUUACAUUGUUCCGGAUUAUAUAAUGAAGGAGGCCAUUGAGAGAGACGAGUCACAGAAACUGUCUUCUCUUGACCCUGGUGGAAGUGUACAGCCAUGAUAAGUUAUUUAUAUACUAUUUAUAUAACACUGUAUAAAAAAGUUUAUUUAAGAAAAGGACAGUGAAGUGUUUAAGAUAAAUCUAAUAGAGUCAACAUGCACUUGGUUCUGAUUGGUAAGAUUUGUGAAUGGUUGUGUGACCAUGACAUAGCAUGCAAGCAGUUGACCCUGUUUAACGGCUUGAGCUGACCUGCCAUAUGUGCAUGGUUAUGAAUUACAUAUGUGAAGCAAACACUGCAGUCAGAGACAUUAACAGCUAAAGCUGUAUAGCAAUACCAGAGAAAAACAGUUUUCUGGGGUUCAAAGGAAAUUCUGAGUGCUGUUCAUUAAACACCAGUUAUCUGUAAUGUAGUUAAAGCAUUGCUUUUUAUGGGCCCACUGUUUGGAAAGUAAAUAAAGAGCUUUAAUUUCCUGAUUAGGAUAUAAUUUGCCAUAUUAUUUAAUUUCUUUGCAGCAAAGCACUGAAUGGUCUCAAACCUCUCUACACCAAUCCUAUUUUUAUCUGCUGUUAUGACAAAGGAGAAGAAUUACAGACAUGAUAGCUAUAAUAAGAUAAUGGCAUCAUAAAAUUGGGUGAUCAGUUAACUAACUAAGGUACAUCUCACAAUGAACCUCUUGAUGUUCGGCCAGUGUGACCUGUCUACCAAAUUGUAUUAAUGAGUUCCUUCAUUACUGCUUUCUGAGCCACCCAGUACCCAUGGUAACCAGGGCUCAUAGCUUCAGAAAUGUAGUCCUUACACUUGAAACUGUUGCUUUCAUAGUGGAGUUCAGGUCAUGUAGUGCCCAUAUUUGACCAUGCCACACAUUGAUAUAAUAGACGCCUUGUCUCAUGUGAUUUAAGCCUGUGUGUAUUAGUGUGUUACAGUAUUAUGUUCUUCCACUGCACUGAAAGAACUCUUCAUAAAACAAUCAGUAGUUACACAGUCAGUCAAAUUGCUAGAAAUAAAGAAACAAACCCAGAAGUAAAAAGUGCCUUAUUUAAUAUUCCUUCUUGUCAAAAGACAGAAAGUCAUUGCUCUAGUCAUGUUGAGGUUGCUAUUAUGUAUGAUUUAAGAGAAUUGUGUCUGCAGGAGACAUUUUUGUGCCUUUUGACUACAGAGAGUACUAUUAUAAAAUUCAAAAUAAUUCUGAUGUCCGUAUUUGAUUGUUGAUUCUGAUUCCAAAGGGAUCCAUUUUUUUGUGUUGGUAAUUUUACAGCCAGUACACAUAAUUUUGUUGCAUCACACUGUGCAAUAAAGUUGUUUUCAUACUGAGAUUUCUGUGAUUACUGACAUUGCUAGCUGUAAUUAGCUGCAAAGUGAACUAUUAGCAUUCAGUCGAAUCAGCAUUCCGUAAUAUACUUGGCAAUACUGAGAGGUCUAAAGGCCGUAAUUUCCUGGAAAUAAAACAGUUGUGCAAAACAUAAUGGGUUAUUAAUGAAAAUACACCAUUCAUGCUGUACCUUCUCAGAGUUACACUUGAUAUGGUCUUAUGGUAGUUUUCUCACAAGUUCAGUUCUUUAUUCACUACCCUGUAGUGUCUCCUCUUAGACGAGCAAAAUAUGGUGUCUAUUUCCAGCUGUAAAUGAUUGUUAUAAAUAAACAUGUUCUCAAAAUCAAACAUAAACCACCCAAAAACAAGUCAUGAUGACCAUGACACAAAAACAGAUCUUUUUUAUUUGCUCCACUCCUGUGAAAAAGUGGCAUUUCCUAUCUUGUGUAUAAUGUCAACAUUAUUUACAUAUGUGCAAUAUGGCCUUUCCUAAGCAUUCGCAUAUGAUUUCAAGGAUAUGAUUAUUGAAAUUAAAUGGAUAUGGAUAUGUGUCAAGUCUUAGACUCUAAAUGUCCUAAUUCAUUUUAGAUAUUACCAGCAUAGGUAUACACAACUUUAUAGCAGGAGUAAGAAAGUGCAACAUACUAUUUAUUAUAUACAUUCAUAAUAUUUCAUUUAUAAUAAUACUGGUCAGUUUAAAUUUUGAGCACUUACUGUUAAACAGAGCAUACAUUUGCAUACAUUUAUCAGUAUGAUACUGUCGGUGCUGCUUUGUAUUUGAACCCAUGUUGUUGUUGUUGCUAACACUUGUAGGUGGUGAACUACAUGAUAUAGAAUAUCCUCAACUAUAUCAUCAUUGAAUUUCUCAUUUGAGAGGUUGAUGUACCAGUUUUUUAGUGACCUAUUCAGUGCUUUGUUAGUUUGAGUGCUGCCAUGCAUUUAAUGGUAUAUAUUUUAAGACGUAACAUUGUGUUCAAAGGUAUACAUACAUUUAAUGAACAACAGCUGUUAUUGUAAUGCAUGUAUUAUAUUGAAAGGAGUCAUAGACCAAUUUAUUGUUUUACCAUCAUGAGCUCUUAUUACCAAUUAUUAUUUGGUUGAUAAUUUUGUUCCUUCAAGACACAAGGGAGACAUUUAAUACAAUUACUUGAAAACCACAUGGUAUGCUAAACUGUGAUAUUUAUGAGCCAAACUAUGAAUACUUGCCAUUUUGUAUUCAUGUUAGUUUGGAAUUAUGUAUCCAGCUGAAGAAUGUCUGAUUGUAGUAUUGUUGUAUUCAUUAUUACAUAAAAGUCUACACUGAUAAUGUCUGUAUAUAAGCAACAAUGUUCACCAUGGUUCUUAUGCAUGUAUUAAAAAGUGUUAGGCAAUGCUUACAUGUAAAGCCACCAGCAAUGUUCUGUUUCGAAACCUUUCCCCUAGUGAAUAAAUGUUAGAUAACUGUUAUGAGUGCCACUGCUAAGUCUUCAGAAUAUUUUUUCUUUAAUGUACAGGGACUAAAUGCUUUUUAUGUGCAUACGGAUAAUUUCUCACACCAUAAAUCCUAUGAUACUAAGCAUAGGGACAUGGUUCUGCUUAAGUACAUGAUAAGAAGCAUUUGGAAAUGCUUGCAACUGUUUGCAAAGUCUGCCAAUUUGUUUUAAGCCAUCAGUCAGUGUUCAUGGCUUUUACUGUGCCUCAGAUAUAUGUCUGUAUUCUGUGCUGCCUGAGUAUCUACAGGGACAGACUGUAUUUCAGAAUGGGCCUAUAACUUAUUUGAAGAUUCAUUUAAAAUCCCAUUUUGAGCAUGCCAAUUAAAACAUUGCACAAUAACCAUAAGUGUGUCUGUUAUUAAAACAUUAUAAUAUUCUGAGCUUUUAUUUUGUCUUAGGAUUUUAUGAUGUUUAUUGAUGGUGAUCAUAUUAAAUUGUAAUUGUGCUAAGUA